AUGAAGUCCUUCAAGAACGUCUUCCGCUCCAAAAAGAAAAAGGCUGAAAAAAUUACUGGUGCAACCGACGACGCAUCCGACAUCAGCCCCAACGGCGAUGCCAAAAGCAUCGGACGCCACUCAAAUGCCAGCACCCUCUCUCGAACGGGUCCCACACCCCUGGAAGACACCUCCAUGCCCCCUGUGCCUCCACUCCCAGAAGGCAUCAACUCAUCAACCUCCAUCGUCGAUCUCACCGACUAUGCACAGCCCAAAUCAACCGUCCAAAGAACCAGCAUCGCAGAGGAAUCCAUUAACGACGCUGGAGCCGCCACUCCAUCGGAGGGCCGGUCUCCCAUCCCCACCCCUGCCAACCCACAACUCGUCUCUGCAGACUCGCCUCUCAUCAGUUCACAAAUCGCCCACAACCUUGAACCCUCAGAAGAUGCCGACAAUAGACCAACAGAGCAUGAGCCUCGGUCCCCACAUACUACCGCAGAAGGAGUCCAUGAUGCCCUUCACCGCUCUGGCACCCUUCCACCAUCCUACAACAGUCUCCAUAUCCCCCCUACCCUUGCGAGCCACACCGCUAACAUGGCGACUGCCUCGGCGCCCUCGCCCGUCGAUGAGCGUAUGUCUCCUCUCACAAACUCUACUAUCGCGGACACUUCCUCGGUUACGACUCCGUCAAUCGGCUAUAUCGCUCCUCCACCAUCCUCCCCUCAGAUCCCUCAUAUCGAGCAGCCACAUUCGUACCCAACACCUCUCCCCGAUACCACCUGGCCUGCCCAGCAGCCCUACUCGACCUCAUCCUCAUCCUCGGUGCAAGCCGCGGCCUCGGGAUCUCAGCAAUACGGACAUCGACCCUUUGUCGCCCCAGGAAAUGAGAACCAGACCUAUCCCAUUAUCAUGGCCAUCGACUGGGGAACAACCUACUCAUCCAUGGCUUAUGCCUACCAGCAAGACGGCGAAGUGCACGAAGUUUCUACUUGGCCCAAGCAGACACACAACUAUCCCAAGGUACCAACAUGCAACUUGUACGGACCUAAUUCCAAAGAGAUCCUGGAGUGGGGAUACACCGCCAAGGUCGCCAUCACAAAACCCCCAUACAAGAACCACGUCCUGCUUUCAAAGUACAAGCUUCAUCUGGACGACGCAGCUGGACCUCAUCCACCCCUCCCCAACGGACUCACUGUUGUCGACGCCAUUGCAGACUACCUUCGCCUCUUCCACGCACACACCGUUCUCAAAGGUUUUGGAUCUUCGUUCGAACAACAACAUAUUCAGUACUGUCUUUCGGUGCCUGCCAUGUGGACGGACAAUGCAAAGGCGAUCAUGCGACAGGCAGCCCUUCGUGCAGGGAUGAUUUCACCCUUGGACCCGCCCCAUCGACUGCUCUUAAUCUCGGAACCCGAAGCGGCUGCCUUGUACUGUGAGAAGAAGUGCGACCAAUUCCAGAUCGGACACGGACAACGGUUCAUGAUCUGCGAUGCCGGUGGUGGAACUGUCGAUUUGAUUGUCUUUGAGGUCGCGGUGGGACCCCAUGGCAGGACCCUGAGGGAGGUGACCCGUGGAAGUGGUCACAGUUGUGGAUCCAUCUUCUUGGACGAGCGCAUGGAGGCUUUGUUGAGGAAGCGGUUCGCAAAGUGGCAGGAGAAGGGACUCACGGCGGCCAACUGGGUUCAGCUCAUGGAGACGUUUAUUCAUAAUGUCAAGCCACUGUUCGAUGGCGUCGAGGACCAGUACAUCACCAUGCCAGCAGUUCCUGGACGUGCAGACCUGACGGACUUUGACAUUGGACUGGAGGAUGGAAUCUUGACGGUCUCUGCGGAGGAAAUGAGGCGGGAGGUCUUUGACCCUGUCAUCAACGAUGUCCUCCGGUUGAUCCAACACCAGCUCCAGCAGACGCACUACAACUGUCACGCCAUCUUUUUGGUCGGAGGCUUUGGAUGCUCAGGAUAUCUCCACACUCGAGUCCAGGCCGAGUUUGGAGCCCGUGUGCCGAUGAUUGGAGUUCCCCCACGUGCAGAACUGGCUGUUGUCCGUGGAGCAGCGUAUGCAGGAUUGAUGCCCCGGACGAUCACUCAGCGUGUGGCUAGGAGAUGGUACGGAGUCGAUUCGUUGAUGGCCUAUGAGGAGGGAUCGGAUUUGCCACACAAGAAGGUUCGGGACCACGAGGGCAUGAUGCGUGCACGCGAUCGGUUCUCGGUGUAUGUUGCGCCCGGUCAGCACAUCGGCAUUGACGAGUGUAUCACCAAGCGCUAUGUGACGUACCAAUACCCCAAGCCAGUGAACUCGCCUCUUUUCGCAUGCUCGAGCAUGAAUCUGCCCCGGUAUGUGGACUCACCGAUGGUGGAGAAGAUUGGCGAUUUUUUGAUCCCUCUGCCAUAUGUACAUGGAGCACAGCCGGGACACAAGAUGGUGUUUGAGCUUCGUAUGUACUUUGGAGCGACGGAAAUUCGUGCGGAGGCCGAGGUCAAUGGCAUUAUUGUGACCACUCGAUGUCAGUUCACUGGUUGA
Molecule: messenger RNA, 2499 nt
Organism: Linnemannia hyalina
Lineage: Eukaryota; Fungi; Mortierellomycota; Mortierellomycetes; Mortierellales; Mortierellaceae
Source: the annotation of a GenBank genome assembly